UUCCACAAGAUGGCGUUAAAGCUUUUAACCCCAAAGCAGAUAUUUAGUAAAACUCUGUGAAAUUAUUUCCAGACGGAAAAAAAUUAAUUUAAUAAUCAUUUAAAUAAAGUAAUUAUGGCUGCUGGUGGUUCCAAAGUUGCUCGCUUUCUAAUAAGCGAUGGCUUAAAAAAAUGGUGCUACAACCAAUCUCGUUUCAAUCAAUACGGUCUGAUGCACGAUGACUGUAUUUAUGAAUCUGACGAAGUAAAGGAAGCGUUACGUCGCCUUCCCGAAGAUGUUAUGGAUGCCAGAGUAUUCCGGAUCGUUCGUGCAAUGCAAUUGAGUUGCCAGAAAAUUGUAUUGCCUAAAGAACAAUGGACAAAGUGGGAAGAAGAUGUCCGUUACUUGCAACCAUAUUUGGAAGAAGUAAGAAAGGAGAUAAAAGAAAAAGAAGAAUGGAAUGCAGAAUAAGUAUUGGAUAAUUAAAAUGAAUUAAUUUAAUAAACAAUAGAUCAAUAAUAAAAAUAAUUAGUAUAAUUGUCCCGCUUGAAUGUAAAUUAUACUGAAUUGAAGAUAAAUGUAAAUAAAAAUAAAAACCGUUCAA
Cotesia glomerata is the source of this 583-nucleotide messenger RNA. Its product is annotated as cytochrome b-c1 complex subunit 7-like. The transcript has 4 exons. The record is from RefSeq and is a predicted model, not a curated record. Lineage: Eukaryota; Metazoa; Arthropoda; Insecta; Hymenoptera; Braconidae. Gene Ontology annotation, biological process: mitochondrial electron transport, ubiquinol to cytochrome c. The coding region runs from base 115 to 450 and encodes 111 amino acids.